Molecule: messenger RNA, 1153 nt
Organism: Adelges cooleyi (spruce gall adelgid)
Lineage: Eukaryota; Metazoa; Arthropoda; Insecta; Hemiptera; Adelgidae
Gene: Cchl
Product: holocytochrome c-type synthase
Exons: 4
Coding region: 146-991 (281 amino acids)
Biological process (GO): cytochrome c-heme linkage
Cellular component (GO): mitochondrion
Molecular function (GO): holocytochrome-c synthase activity
Source: RefSeq, a predicted model, not a curated record
AAUAAUCUGAAUCGAGAAAAAUUGGAAUUUAGUCUGUUAACAAUUCUUUAUUCUUCUUGUAGUUUGUACGCAAGUCCCAAUUGUAUAUAAUUAUGUAAUGUAUUAACUAUUUAGAAAUAUCUGAGAAAAAAAUACAUAGUUUAUAAUGGGUAAUACAGUUUCUAACGCUCAAACGGAUGCAGCUCAGUCCUUCGUAAGUCAGGACAAAUCGAACAGUAAUAAUAAUGUGCAAAACAAUCCACAUAAUUUUGCAACAAACACCGGACAAAAUCCUCCACCUGAAUGUCCAAUGCACAAUAAAAUGGAUAAAAUAGAAGAACCUAAAAAAUCUGGCUGUGCAGUAGCUGGUGGUCUUGACGACAUCAAUCCACUAAACAUGAUGCCUCCACCUAAUCAACAACCAGCACCCGAUCAACCGUUUACUCUACCAACUGAGAGAGAAGUUUCUACUAUACCUAAAGCCGAUGGCGACUUUUGGGUUUAUCCAUCAGCCCAAAUGUUUUGGAAUGCAAUGUUACGCAAAGGUUGGCGCUGGAAGGAUGAUAAUCUGUCACCAAAAGAUAUGGAAGUUAUAAUAAAAAUACAUAAUGUUAAUAAUGAAUUAGCUUGGCAAGAAGUACUUAAAUGGGAAGCGUGGCAUGCAAACGAGUGUAUGUCCCCGAAACUCAAAAGCUUUGGCGGAAAAGCUAAAGAUUACUCACCAAGAGCUAGAAUACGGAAUUGGAUGGGCUAUGAGAUGCCUUUUGACAGACACGAUUGGGUUGUCGAUCGUUGUGGAAAAGACGUCCGUUAUGUUAUUGAUUACUAUAGCAUUAAUAAAACAGAAACCAAACACCAAGUAGCAGCACUAGACGUUAGGCCUGCGUUAGACUCAUUUCAAGCUCUUUGGGAUCGGACUAAGGCUUCAUAUUUGAGAUGGCGUUUUGAAGCAGAAAUGGAGAGAAAUGUUGUGAACAAAAUGGAAGAAUUAAAAAACUCCGAUAAAGCAUAAUUGUUACUUGUAUAUUUUUGUUUAGUCUAUGCGAGCCGUAUGCAUUGGCGUCCACGAUGGAUUGUUUUAAUAAAGUCUAUAGUUCUUAAUUAGUAGAUUUUUUAAAUACAAUUAUUUGUCAGUUUACAUAAAUAGGUGGAAAAUAAAAAGCAUUUUCAAGGA